This is a messenger RNA of Caenorhabditis briggsae, 579 nucleotides long. The record is from RefSeq and is a predicted model, not a curated record. NCBI's taxonomy places the organism in Eukaryota, Metazoa, Nematoda, Chromadorea, Rhabditida, Rhabditidae. The coding region runs from base 1 to 579 and encodes 192 amino acids. The transcript is spliced from 3 exons.
AUGCGGUAUUUUGUACUUCUUUCUGUUCUGUUUUCCGAAAUUAUUCUCGCUGAAAAUGAAACAACGACCAUGGAAUUUGUACCGAUUGGAAAGGAUACAUCAGCAGCGAUUGUUCCAGUUAACAACAAGCCUAUAGAAAGCACCGUAGUAUCUCACAAAGUUUUCAAAGAAGAUGGAAUAAAAUAUACUGAAAUCGUGAGGAGAACUCCAUCUGGUGGUAUUCAAACAUCUCAUAUCAAGGGGACUGUGAAUCCCUCAAUUCUUCCGGUUCCUGUUCCGAACUUAUCAGGAUUGAUGAGUAGGAUUCAAACAAGAAUAGCGAGUCGAAUGGAAGUCUCAUCACCGCCAAGAAAGGAAUAUUAUCCGCCAGAUAUGGAUCCAUUGGGUAGAGCAGACGGACCCAUCUAUCAUCGUACAACUGGAUUCGAACCCCUCCCAAGACAUCCAUAUCCUCCACCACCGUAUCCUCCCAUGAUGAUGUAUCCUCCAUCCCCAGAUAGUCUGAUGGGAAGAGUUGGAAGUAUGACUGGAAACAUUCUUGAUAAUGUGAUGGAAUUUGUUAUGGGUCGCAGGAGGUGA